Hibiscus syriacus is the source of this 1029-nucleotide messenger RNA. RefSeq names its product protein TILLER ANGLE CONTROL 1-like. NCBI's taxonomy places the organism in Eukaryota, Viridiplantae, Streptophyta, Magnoliopsida, Malvales, Malvaceae. The transcript is spliced from 5 exons. Bases 79 to 912 code for a protein of 277 amino acids. The record is from RefSeq and is a predicted model, not a curated record. Gene Ontology annotation, biological process: morphogenesis of a branching structure.
AAACAUUCCACCACCAGGCCCCUCCCUCUCACAUUUAUUAUUGUUCUUCUCACCAAACUCAAGCUUGGGGGUGAACAAAUGAAGAUCUUCAACUGGGUGCAAAAGAGGUUCCAUCAGAACGUCGUCAGAGAUGGGCUUGCUCGAAAUGUUAAGAAGACUGAUUCGCUUGCAAUCGAUUCCAACACGAAAGCUUUACUCGAACAGGUAGCACUUUCCGACAUGCUGGAUGGUUGGCGAGAUGGCAUUUUAACAAUCGGCACUUUCGGUUUCGAUCCUUUGAAACAAAACGACUACUUAGCUCCGGGAAGCUACAAAGACGACGACGACGAUGAAGAGGAAGCAGAGGAAGAACUAUACACCGAUAAUAACGAUGAAGAAGAUGUUGAGAAUGACAGUGAUGAAGAAGAGAACCCACUGGUGUUGAGUGCUUUCGAGCACAGUUUGGAGGACGUUGAUCACGCGACUUAUGGAGAAACUGACGUGAUGAUGAUGGUUGAUGGGGUCAGUGGGUCUACUGAUCCCGAUAUUAAGUUUGACUUGGAGGUCGCUGAGGGCCAUUCCGGAAAGCUGAGGAGAAGAACUACAUUGGCCGACCUCUUCUCCGAGGACUCUGACAUAAAAAAGAAGCCCUGCCCACUGGAAUUGGAUUCAGAUUCAAGCAAAAAGCCAUCUGCUCGUACCAAAAAUGGACUUUCCUUUGCCAAGAAACUCAUUCCUCAAGUUGGUGAAGAUUCUCGCCCCAUCAAAAUGCUACACCAUAUGAUGAGGAGGAUGUUGAAAAGGAAGAUCCAUCCGGAGCUGGAAGGCAAGGGACUGUGCAAGGCCACCGUAAUUGAUGCUGUUGCUAAAAAGACACGUCAAUCCACUGAAUCUGUGUCUCUGCUUCAGUCCCCAGAUGCUGCUAUAGCUUGAGCUUGGAGUGAUGAUGAUGGAUGACCUAGUCUGAUUAAUGCUAAUGUGUUGUUUCUCUUUGUGUCUUUAAUUUAUGGACAAUGUUGAUUAAUGAAGCUAUUCAUGUAUGUGAAGUAU